This is a messenger RNA of Endocarpon pusillum Z07020, 1254 nucleotides long. RefSeq lists its product as uncharacterized. Gene Ontology annotation, biological process: pyridoxal 5'-phosphate salvage. The record is from RefSeq and is a predicted model, not a curated record. Gene Ontology annotation, cellular component: cytosol. The coding region runs from base 1 to 1254 and encodes 417 amino acids. The transcript is spliced from 3 exons. Gene Ontology annotation, molecular function: pyridoxal kinase activity. NCBI's taxonomy places the organism in Eukaryota, Fungi, Ascomycota, Eurotiomycetes, Verrucariales, Verrucariaceae.
AUGAAUUUCGAGCCUGCAAUACCAGAGACGAAGGUCCUGGCGAUCGCUAGCCAUGUAGGGUUUCGAAUAUCCUUGAUCGAUCUGGCUGACCAAUAUGGCUUAAGGUGGUGUAUGGGUGAGUCGAACAACUUGAAUACACUGGAUUGCCUAGAAGCUGGAUCUGAUCUCACUGUCAAAGAUACCUUCUCUGCUCUUCUUUCAUCGACGCAACUCAUCUGCAAUUUCUUCGAGCCAACCGAGGCAUAUGCAGGCAACCAUACCGGAUAUUGCCAAGUCAGGGGCACAAAAGCAUCUGCUCAGGAGAUACGAGACAUCUACGACGGCCUUUGCCAGUCCUACCUGACCGACUUUGAUAUGCUUCUUUCCGGUUACUCGCCGAACGCAGAAACAGUCCAGGCCGUUGGUGUCAUCGCUCGUGAUCUCCGGUUCAGGUCAACAAACAAGCCAGGGUCUUUCUUCUGGGUCCUUGAUCCGGUAAUGGGCGACCAAGGCAGACUCUACGUCAAUGAAGAUGUCGUCCCAGCCUACAAGAGUAUCCUACGAGAGGCAGACCUCAUCUUACCCAACCAAUUCGAAGCCGAGUAUAUAUACCUCCCGCCUCCCAUUUCCCUCCUCCCAUCUCAAUCAUUAACCUGCUCCAUGAAAUCUAGAACCCUCUCCGGUAUCCCCAUCCAUUCCCUUCCCUCCCUUGCAACCGCAAUCUCCACUCUCCACACCACCUACCUCAUCCCUCACAUCAUCGUAACCUCCAUCCGUCUUACGCCCUCCAACCCCACUCUCUCCAUCAUCGGCAGCACUUUCCGCCCUUCAAACCACACACCGCGCCUCUUCAAAGUCGACGUUCCCGCCCUCCCCUGUUUCUUCUCCGGGACUGGAGACAUGUUCGCCGCGCUCAUGGUCGUCCGCCUGCGCGAAGCAUGUCUUGAAGCUGGAGUAACGGAUAGGAAGAGCUGGGUUAGUGAAGAUGACGUGGCCGCGACGGAGUUGCCCUUGGCGAAGGCAACGGAGAAGGUGCUGGCGAGUAUGCAGAUGGUGCUUGAGAAGACGAUGCAGGCUAGAGAUCGGGAGUUGGCUGGGUUGACGGAGGGUGGCAAGGGCAUGUCGAGUUCGAGCGGGGUGGAGGUGGGUGAUGAUGGGGAAGGAAAUAGAAGGUAUCUAGCUGAGACCAAGGCGGCGGAAGUGAGGGUCGUGAGGAACGUGAGAGAUCUGUGGUGUCCGGAGGAAAGAUAUAAAGCUUGCGAGCUGCAGGUGUGA